Molecule: messenger RNA, 501 nt
Organism: Knipowitschia caucasica
Lineage: Eukaryota; Metazoa; Chordata; Actinopteri; Gobiiformes; Gobiidae
Source: the annotation of a GenBank genome assembly
AUGCCAGAGGCUGGGGAGGCCACCCUUCCUGGGCCGGGUCCGCGGCGAAGCCCCUCCAGACGAUGGGACUUUCAAGCAGGUAGAGUCCCCUGCAGAGUCUGCAAUCCCAACCCCUACCCAAUCGAAUUACCACAACGGCAGGCACUGACCAGAGUGACAGAGGUUGCCGCCACAGAUGUGCAGGCAGAACAAAAAUUUGUGUUGAACCAGAUCUCCCCAGACGUGGUCGAGGUAGCUGUAAGACGCGUGGGGGUAACGGAUGACGAAUUGGACCCUUCCCAUCCGGUGCUUGACCUACCGGGUGAUGGUGAGACCGCUGACCAACAGGAGCGCUUGGAUGAACUCCUGAGGAAAUGGAGGGAGGUCUUUUCUUACCACGAUGAAGACUUUGGGUUUCACAUGAAUUGUGAAGCAUCGGAUACCAACAACCUUAGCAGUCCUGAGCCGAGAACGCUACCAUCCUGUCCCACCAACGCUGUACCAGGAGCUACAGACUCUUAA